Molecule: messenger RNA, 1089 nt
Organism: Alternaria rosae
Lineage: Eukaryota; Fungi; Ascomycota; Dothideomycetes; Pleosporales; Pleosporaceae
Exons: 7
Coding region: 1-1089 (362 amino acids)
Source: RefSeq, a predicted model, not a curated record
AUGUAUCACAACUACUCCAAAAGCAUGAUGGUCUCCCUGGCAGUAGCUUUCAUGGUACUGCCAUUCGUUUUCGUUUGUUUGCGUUUAUGGGCCAAACGGAUCGCCAAGCGGGUGGGUUGGGACGAUUUUCUUACGGUUGCUGCUUUGGCUGUGUCUAUAGCUUGUUGUUCCUUACAGUUAGCUACCGCAAUACAUGGCUACUUGGGGUCUCAUCAACCACUGGACGAGAAAGGCCAGCCCAUUAUGGAUGAUCCCGGAUUAAUAUUUUUUGAACAAACGAAGUUUGCUCUGAACAUGAUCUCCAUUAUUGGACUAGGUCUCGUCAAAUCGUCGAUUUUGGUAUUAUACAAGAACAUCUUUGACGUACGAAAGUUUCGCAUCGUGGUAUACUGCGUGCUUGCAUACGUCAUAGGUUGGACCGUCAGCUUUACGUUCUCGCAUCUGUUCACCUGUUACCCCAUAACGGUAUUCAUUGAACCGUACUAUGGAAAUAGUUGUGUUGAAACCGUGCCAAUGUUCUUGGCCCUACUUUACACGGGUGUCUUUGCAGACAUUGUCAUCCUUAUUCUUCCUAUCCCGAUGGUUUUGAGCGUCAGAAUGGAGGCCAAGAAGAAGCUAGCUGUAAUCGUAAUGCUUUCACUUGGAGCUGCAGUAUGUGCUGUCAGCAUUACACGGGUUGUGGCGACUUACUCGAUCGCCGGCGAAUAUCUGAAGCAUCCCGACGACGUCAUUUAUUACACAGCACCGGUGUUCUUUUGGACCAACAUUGAACUAUCUUUGGGCGUUGUUUGCGCCUGUUUGCCCACGCUCCGGCCCAUUUGGUUUUACUUCUAUCCUCGGGAAGCAACACAAACUGGCUCGAGCUACGGAUACGGAUCAUCAGGUCACGGUUUUGGCUCAUCCGCGCUGAACGGUACCGGGAGAAGCACUACGUUUAGCGGCAAGUUAGUACGCAACCCAUACCAGGAGAUUGACGAGAUCGAGCUGACGGCACGGUCUGAAGCUCCUUCUACGCCUCCCGAAGACGCCUCAACGCUAGGCAAGCGCGGUAUCACGAAGGAAAUCACGAUUCAUCAGACGUUGGGAUAA